Messenger RNA from Xyrauchen texanus (razorback sucker), 6970 nucleotides. Its product is annotated as brefeldin A-inhibited guanine nucleotide-exchange protein 1-like. NCBI's taxonomy places the organism in Eukaryota, Metazoa, Chordata, Actinopteri, Cypriniformes, Catostomidae. Gene Ontology annotation, biological process: regulation of ARF protein signal transduction. The transcript is spliced from 41 exons. Gene Ontology annotation, molecular function: guanyl-nucleotide exchange factor activity. The record is from RefSeq and is a predicted model, not a curated record. Bases 159 to 5807 code for a protein of 1882 amino acids.
CAGCAGGUCGCUGAUGGAAAACUGAGGGAUUUACCCCACCUUCUGGCUCUAUUUAUGUUUCUCUUUUGAGGGCACUAUCCGUCGGAGAAAAAACACAAUAAUUCUGGAAUAUCAACUAAUCGCAGAUCCAGCCUUGUUUGGGACCGUCGCAACGCGUCAUGUAUGAAGGCAAAAAGACGAAAAACAUGUUUUUAACCCGAGCUUUGGAGAAGAUCUUGGCCGACAAGGAGGUGAAAAAGGCUCAUCACUCUCAGCUGCGCAAAGCCUGUGAGGUGGCACUAGAGGAAAUCAAGGAGGAAUCCGAGAAAUUAAGCCCACCAGCAGGGGACAACAAGUCAGGUUCCAGUACUUUGCCACCAGUCAAAUCCAAGACCAGCUUCAUUGAAGCAGAUAGGUACUUCCUGCCGUUUGAGUUGGCCUGUCAGUCCAAAUGUCCCCGCAUCGUCGUCACCUCUCUAGACUGUUUACAGAAACUCAUAGCAUAUGGUCACCUGACGGGAAGCGCCCCUGACAACACCAUCCCAGGAAAAAAGCUCAUUGACCGGAUCAUAGAGACUAUAUGUGGCUGUUUCCAAGGGCCGCAGACAGAUGAAGGCGUCCAGUUGCAGAUUAUAAAGGCCUUGCUUACAGCCGUGACCUCUCAGCACAUAGAGAUCCAUGAAGGUACAGUGCUGCAGGCAGUAAGAACAUGCUACAACAUCUAUCUGGCCAGUAAGAACCUCAUCAACCAGACCACAGCCAAAGCAACCCUCACCCAGAUGCUCAAUGUGAUUUUCGCCCGCAUGGAGAACCAAGCACUUACAAAUCACAAGAUCAGUUGGUCUUUGGCAUCCAGAAAGCGUGAUCGUCAGCUACAGGAGGCUAAGCAGAUGGAGAAAGAGAGGCACAGGCAGCAUUCUCCUGUCAGCCAACAAGAGCCAGAGUCUCCUGAACAGCGGCACGCUGCUGAUACACCAGCCGAAAGCCUGCCUGCAGAGGCCAACGGCAGCAAGGCCGAGCAGGGCACCCCUACCCACGAAAGUCCUGAGACAGAGAAUGGCGCUGACGUCUGUCCAGCAGAGAACGAGCAGACCGAGGCAGACCAGGCUACUGCUGCUGCGCAAAGUGCAGCCGGGCAUGGUACGGAAACCACUGAGGAAGAAGAUGGCCAGAACUACGAAGAAAGGGCGCAAGAGAUUGUACAGAGCAUUUUGCAAGAAGUCGUAAACACAGUGGCUGCAGAUAUCAAGGAAAGCCAUGAAGGUGAGGCUGAGCCAGCUGAGGGCAUUCCAAUCUCACUGGAGGAUGAGGGAGGGCUGGGUAGUGACAGCGAAAACGUUCACGCCAAUGGCAUCCCUGGCACGCCAAUCUCGGCCAACUUCACUCCUUCGCUGACUGAAGACAGAUUGUCUGUCUCCUCCAAUGACACUCAGGAAUCUGUAGCUACCACUGGGCCAGCAUCAGGUGCAAAGUUUUCACAUAUCCUCCAGAAAGAUGCCUUCUUGGUGUUCCGUUCUCUUUGCAAGCUCUCCAUGAAGCCGCUUUCAGAUGGUCCCCCUGAUCCAAAAUCCCAUGAGCUGCGGUCCAAGGUCCUCUCCCUACAGCUCCUCCUGUCCAUUCUUCAGAAUGCUGGCCCCAUCUUUAAGACCAAUGAGAUGUUCAUCAAUGCCAUCAAGCAGUACCUUUGCGUGGCGCUUUCCAAAAACGGUGUCUCCUCCGUCCCUGAGGUGUUCGAGCUGUCCCUGUCCAUCUUCCUCACCCUCCUGUCCAACUUUAAGACUCAUCUCAAGAUGCAAAUCGAGGUGUUUUUCAAAGAGAUUUUUCUGUAUAUUCUUGAAACGUCCACAAGUUCAUAUGACCACAAGUGGAUGGUCAUUCAAACACUCACCAGAAUAUGUGCUGAUGCCCAGAGUGUGGUAGAUAUCUAUGUAAAUUAUGAUUGUGACCUGAAUGCUGCUAACAUUUUUGAGAGGCUGGUGAAUGACCUCUCUAAGAUUGCACAAGGAAGAGGAGGACAUGAACUGGGUACAAGCCCACUUCAGGAGCUGACUCUAAGGAAGAAAGGACUGGAGUGCCUAGUAUCCAUUCUCAAAUGUAUGGUGGAGUGGAGCAAAGACCAAUAUGUCAACCCUAAUUCCCAGACCAGUCUUGGCCAAGAAAAGCCUUUAGAGCAGGAGACCAAUGAGUCGAAGCACCCAGAAACUAUUAACCGUUAUGACAGCAUAAACUCUCUGGACUCCACCGCCUCAUCGGGCAUCGGAAGCUACAGCACACAGAUGUCAGGAACAGACAACCCUGAGCAGUUUGAGGUCCUCAAACAGCAGAAGGAGAUCAUAGAGCAAGGCAUCGACCUGUUCAACAAGAAACCAAAGAGAGGCAUUCAGUACCUGCAGGAGCAAGGCAUGCUGGGAACCACGCCGGAAGACAUUGCCCAGUUUUUACAUCAGGAGGAGAGGCUUGACUCUAUCCAGGUAGGAGAAUUUCUUGGGGACAACGAUCGCAUCAAUAAAGAGGUCAUGUAUGCAUAUGUCGACCAAAUGGACUUCCAGGGCAAAGACUUCGUACCGGCGCUGCGCGUGUUCCUCGAGGGUUUCCGUCUGCCUGGAGAGGCCCAGAAAAUCGAUCGACUGAUGGAGAAAUUUGCUGCUAGAUAUUUAGAAUGCAACCAAAGGCAAACUCUGUUUGCAAGCGCAGACACUGCGUAUGUCCUGGCGUAUUCAAUCAUCAUGUUGACUACCGAUCUACACAGUCCGCAGGUGAAGAACAAAAUGACAAAAGAGCAAUACAUCAAGAUGAACAGAGGGAUCAAUGACAGUAAAGAUUUACCGGAGGAGUAUCUUUCAGCCAUUUAUGAUGAAAUCGCAGGGAAGAAAAUAUCCAUGAAGGAGACAAAGGAAUUACCUCUCAAAUCAAAUAAGCAAAAUGUGGCCAGUGAAAAGCAGAGGAGGCUUCUGUAUAAUGUUGAAAUGGAGCAGAUGGCAAAGACAGCCAAGGCUCUGAUGGAGGCCGUGAGCCACGUCCAGGCCCCCUUUACCAGCGCCACCCAUCUCGAGCACGUCAGACCCAUGUUUAAGCUGGCAUGGACACCAUUCUUGGCUGCGUUCAGUGUGGGUCUGCAAGACUGUGAUGAUGCUCUGGUGGCCUCUCUGUGUCUGGAGGGGAUUCGCUGUGCUAUCAGGAUAGCAUGUAUCUUCAGCAUUCAGGAGAUAGGUAGAAUGACAGCCUGGAACCACAUGAGGUUGGAGCGAGAUGCAUAUGUUCAGGCCCUGGCCCGCUUCACGCUGUUAACGGCCAGCUCUGGCAUCACGGAGAUGAAGCAGAAGAACAUUGACACCAUCAAGACUCUCAUUACGGUGGCCCACACUGAUGGAAAUUAUCUAGGAACCUCCUGGCAUGAGAUCCUGAAGUGCAUCAGUCAGCUGGAGUUGGCCCAGCUCAUCGGGACCGGAGUGAAGGCUCGAUACAUAUCAGGAACAGUCCGGGGGAAGGAAGGCUUUAUCACCAGCACCAAGGAACAAACAUCUGAUGAGUAUCUAGGCUUAGGAGGGAAUGUUGAUCGUAAACAGAUCGCAAGCAUACAGGAGUCUAUCGGCGAGACCAGCUCACAAAGUGUGGUAGUUGCUGUGGACAGGAUAUUCACGGGCUCUACCAGACUUGAUGGAAAUGCUAUUGUGGACUUUGUGAGGUGGCUGUGUGCGAUAUCAAUGGACGAACUGGCCUCCCCUACACACCCUCGAAUGUUCAGUUUACAGAAGAUCGUGGAGAUAUCAUACUACAACAUGGGUCGUAUCAGGCUGCAGUGGUCCAGAAUAUGGGAGGUUAUAGGAGAUCAUUUCAACAAGGUCGGCUGUAAUCCUAAUGAGGAUGUUGCUAUUUUCGCUGUGGAUUCUCUCAGGCAGCUCUCCAUGAAAUUUUUGGAGAAGGGAGAGUUGGCCAAUUUCAGAUUCCAAAAGGAUUUCCUGAGGCCCUUUGAGCACAUAAUGAAAAAGAACAGAUCUCCUACCAUCAGAGACAUGGUGGUCCGCUGUAUAGCUCAGAUGGUUAACUCUCAGGCUGGGAAUAUUAGAUCAGGAUGGAAGAACAUUUUCUCUGUGUUUCAUCUCGCUGCCUCUGAUCAGGAUGAGAGUAUAGUGGAGCUGGCCUUCCAGACAACUGGACACAUCGUCACGAAUGUAUUUGAGAAGCAUUUCCCUGCUACCAUUGACUCCUUCCAAGACGCUGUCAAAUGUCUGUCUGAGUUCGCCUGCAAUGCUUCAUUCCCCGACACCAGCAUGGAGGCCAUCCGUCUGAUCCGCCAUUGCGCCAAAUAUGUCUCCGAACGACCUCAGGCAUUUAAAGACUACACCAGUGAUGACAUGAAUGUUGCACCGGAGGACCGUGUCUGGGUGAGAGGCUGGUUCCCCAUCCUCUUUGAGUUGUCAUGCAUCAUCAACAGGUGUAAGCUGGACGUCCGGACCAGGGGGCUAACGGUGAUGUUUGAGGUGAUGAAGACGUACGGUCACACCUUUGAGAAACACUGGUGGCAAGAUCUGUUCCGCAUUGUAUUCAGGAUCUUCGACAACAUGAAGCUUCCUGAGCAACAGACUGAGGCAACAGAAUGGAUGACCACCACCUGUAAUCAUGCACUUUAUGCGAUAUGUGACGUUUUCACACAGUACUUUGAAUCUCUCAGUGAUGUUUUGUUAGAUGAUAUCCUCUCUCAGCUCUACUGGUGUGUGCAGCAAGAUAAUGAGCAGUUAGCCAGAUCAGGUACAAAUUGCCUUGAAAACGUGGUCAUACUUAAUGGUGAGAAGUUUAACCUUGAGACCUGGGACAAAACCUGCAACUGUAUGCUAGAUAUCUUCAAAACCACCAUCCCACAUACGCUGUUGACAUGGAGACCGGCUGGUACAGAGGGAGAUCGUGUGACUCAGCUGGACUCAGAUAAACAGCUGGACUCUGUUUCUCAGAAGUCAGUGGAUAUUCAGAUGCGAUCUGAUGACCAGCAAUCUGUGAGCAGUAUGGAGAAGGCUUUGGCUGACAACCGCAGACAGAGUCAGUUCAGUGGUGCUUUAGGCAUGUAUCAGGGUGGACAGGCAUCCACAUUAGAAGCCCAGGAACAGCGUCUGUUUGCAGCUCUACUUAUAAAGUGUGUGGUGCAGCUGGAGCUCAUUCAGACUAUAGACAACAUUGUGUUCUUUCCAGCAACCAGUAAGAAGGAGGAUGCUGAGAACUUUGCAGCAGCACAGCGAGAUGCUUUGGACACUGAUGUACAUGUGGAUACUCAGGACCAGGGAAUGUAUUGCUACCUGACCUCAGAACAGCUCUUUAAACUGCUUGACUGUCUACUGGAUUCUCAUCAAUUUGCAAAGUCCUUUAACUCUAAUAACGAACAGAGGACUGCGCUGUGGAAGGCCGGUUUCAAAGGGAAGUCGAAGCCCAAUCUGCUGAAACAAGAGACUAGCAGCCUGGCGUGUGGCCUGCGCAUCCUUUUCCGCAUGUACACGGACCACAGCAGGCAAGAUGCCUGGGAGGAGGUGCAGAGGAGACUGCUCAAUGUGUGCAGUGACGCUGUGGCCUACUUCCUUACCCUGACGUCUGAGAGCCACCGUGAGGCUUGGACCAACCUGCUGCUGCUCUUCCUGACCAAAGUGCUUAAGAUUAGUGAUGACCGAUUCAAGGCCCAUGCGUCACGAUACUAUCCUCUUCUGUGUGAGAUCAUGCAGUUUGACCUGAUCCCAGAGCUGAGGGCCGUGCUGCGCAAGUUCUUCCUGCGCAUCGGAUUGGUGUUCCAGAUCACACAUAGUUUGGAACCACAACAGGCCUCGGAUAUGCCCCACAGCGCCUAGGAGCAACAGUGCUUGUCUGUUGUAAAGCUCCUGUCUUUUCAUCAGCUGUCUGAAACACUGUAGGAUAUGAUAAUAUGAUCUCCUGCAAACAAUGAGAACCGAGGAGGUCCAGAAAAGAGUGGACUGCAUCAGAGAGUCCAGUUUCUUUACGAUGGUACUAAUAUCAACCCCAAUGCUUGCCCUUUCAUGGGGGUGCUUCAGACAAACAACCAAUCACAGACCAGGAAUCAUGCCCCACCCAAUGGACAACUGACCAGGCCUUAUACAAUAAGAUCAAAUUAUCUAAAACAUCAUGAGGAUGCUGAAUCGCUACUACUAUUCAAAUGCUUGACCUUUGAGAUCUUCAGAUAGUCCAAAUAUAUUUCACAAGUGUCUUGUCAUUAUAUUAAAAGCUGUUUGAAGAAGGAAAGAAGGGUUUGAUAUCAAGCAAGCAAUGUAGUGUUUCCUCAAGUGAUUCAAGAUUUUGUUUAUUUUGUUUUGUUUGCACUGCUAAUGGUUAACAUUAGCAUGGAUAACUGCUUGGAAGAAACUAGUUGUACAGAAUUCCAGCUUUGUAAUAUAAUCUCACAACACUAGAUUUUGUUUCCCGUAUCUUUUUGUUUUUCUGAAUUUGCUGCAAUUAUUUUAAUUUUCCUUUUUAUUAUCAAAAAUGCACUGGAGAUUUUUACUUUUGUGAUAAAUUAUUGAACUAUGCUAUCUAUCCCUCCAUAACUGUCCAGCUAGAGAUUUCUAAAUGAUACAAGAUAUAAACUAAUGAGUUCAAUUACUCAAUUACAUUUUAUAUAUGCUGACACAUUGUUUUUAUUAUUAUUAAACACAGAGGGCAACUGAGAUCCUGUAAAAGGGAAAAAAAUGGAACUUGAAAAUUGAGGGCAACCUAAAUGUGAGCUGCAUCUGAAUCACUGGUUUGUAUCUGUUUGAAGUUAGGCUUCACUCUAUAUGUACACAUUUAAAAAAAAAAAAAAAAAAAAAAAGUGAAUAUAUUUAAAAUCUUUUUUGGUUUUGGGGGUGGGUUGUCUUGUAUAGAAAUUAAUGAUAGCUGCGCUUUAAACCCGUCAAUGGAAAUGAGGAUCUGAAGCAUUCCUGGUUUGUCAGGGUGAACUGUAAUGGUAAAACCCUGUAAAGUUUUCUAUCUGGAAUAAAAUGGUCUGUACAUCUCUAGA